AUGAAGUCCCUUAUUGUUAUCCUCUGUUACAUGGCUCUUGUAGAAGCCUUCAGACAGCAAUCUGUAGGUAUUAAAGGGAAGCUGCUGUGUGGGAAAGUCCCUCUCAAGGAUACCCAGGUCAAAUUGUGGAAUAAGAACAAGCUCGGUGAGUAAUAUUUCCUUAGAUUGUAAUUGUAAUCUCAGGCACUGACGAUCAAUUGGCCGCUGGAAAAACCGAUGCUCAAGGCAAUUUUGAACUCCAAGGCGGAGUAGGUAGUAUGUUUGGUAUGAAUGUCCACUUCAAAGUAUACCAUGACUGCGACGAUGGAGCUGUGGUAAGUUCAUUUAAGUAGAGUAGAAUAAUAUCCGAUUAGCCAUGUCAAAGAAAAGUAAACCUGGGUAUUCCCGACCAAUAUGUGACCAGAACGGAGAAAGUGGACAAGUGGUUCGACGCUGGCACAAUAAACAUGGAGUUCAAAGUAAGUUAAGAAGCCUGCUUGACUAAUGCCUUAGGCGCUGUGGUAGGUAACCUGUGUUCUUUUAACAGACAGCUGAUUAAUUAACUCGUUCUAAAUUUUAUUUUCAAAGAACGUUCACGUGAUUUUGCAUAUAAAACUUCUGGAUCUGUUUCGAUUAACGUGACUCUUCUAUGUAUGACUAUUCCCGUGAUAAUCCAUAGCCUAAGGCUGGAUUACAGAUGAUUAAUUGGAUUAAUUGCAGUUCCCUGACGAAGAGCGAAGUUGCAUCAAUUAA
Bursaphelenchus xylophilus (pine wood nematode) is the source of this 732-nucleotide messenger RNA. The record is from the annotation of a GenBank genome assembly. NCBI's taxonomy places the organism in Eukaryota, Metazoa, Nematoda, Chromadorea, Rhabditida, Aphelenchoididae.